Neoarius graeffei (lesser salmon catfish) is the source of this 4333-nucleotide messenger RNA. RefSeq names its product zinc finger protein 585A-like. Gene Ontology annotation, molecular function: protein binding; histone methyltransferase activity. Bases 181 to 3960 code for a protein of 1259 amino acids. The transcript has 7 exons. Lineage: Eukaryota; Metazoa; Chordata; Actinopteri; Siluriformes; Ariidae. The record is from RefSeq and is a predicted model, not a curated record.
UCAAGUCAUUCAGUCUCUUUUGUCAUUGUGGAUCGGAGGUAUGAUUUCAGUCGACGAAGUGUGGAAAACGAACGCUCUGCUGAUGCCGAGGGCACGAAGGCCAAAAGCCAGGGCACCGAGGCCAUAAAAUAAAACAAUGAUUUUAAGUUCAUGUCUAUAAUGAAUUUAAUUUAAGGACUAAUGACUCUUCUGAGGAAGAUUGGAGUCCCGGUCAAAACUAUCAAGCAGCUGUGUGAGGACAUGAAAACAGAGACAUCCAUGGAUGGAGAGACCUCAGAAGCCUGUGUGAAGAAAGAGGAGACGCUGGAGCUGAAUAUCUACAGCUAUGGAGACGAUCUCGACAACCCACUUGAAGGUCUCUCCGUUCAAGUGGAAGAUCCUAACGAUAAAGACCAUCUCUACUGUGAAGUUUGCAAAUCCUUCUUCCUCAACAAAUGCGAGGUUCAUGGACCACCCCUCUUCAUCCCCGAUACUCCUGUUCCCAUGGGAGUCCCUGACCGAGCCAGACAAACACUUCCUCCUGGGCUAGAAAUCCAGAAGUCCAGUAUUCCUGAUGCAGGCCUGGGAGUGUUUAAUAAGGGGGAGACUGUUCCAGUAGGUGCACACUUUGGCCCUUGCCAGGGAGAGCUGGUGAACCGAGAGGAAGCCAAGAACAGUGGAGACUCCUCGGUUGUAUACAGGAGCAUGCAGUGUGAAGAAUACAUUGAUGCCAAAAGAGAUACGCAUGUGAAUUGGAUGAGGUAUGUUAAUUGUGCUCGGAAUGAAGAAGAACAGAAUCUUGUGGCAUUUGAGUAUCAAGGGGGAAUUCUGUAUCAUUGCUGUCGACCCAUUAACCCAGGACAGGAGCUCUUGGUGUGGUAUGAAGAGGAGUACACCAAAGAACUCAGUCCUGCACCUACAGGAACAACCAGACAGCAAGGUUCAAUUUGUUAUUUUUGUCCUUUCAUUUCUCCAGAAGUAAAGAACGCUCUGCUGCAAGUCUUUUCAUGCUCCACAUGCCCUCAUUCCGAUGCAUCUCCAAUUUACCUCGACAAGCAUAUCCAGAGAUGCCACUAUGAAGAGUACGUGAGACUGCGAGAAUCAGGAGAGAUUAAAUAUAAGCUUCAGAUCCCCUCCAAAUGCUCCAGUCGUCAAUCAACAUCAACUGAUAUUAUCCAUUCUGAUACUUCCCGUAAUGAUAUACAGAAGGAAAUUCACCACUGCUCAGAUUGUGGAAAGAAUUUUAGUUAUCAGAAUGCACUCAAGACACACCAGCGCAUUCACACAGGAGGAGAUCCACAUCACUGCUCACAGUGUGGUAGGAAUUUUACUUACCAGAGUGCUCUCAAAACACAACAGCGCGUUCACACAGGAGAGAAGCCGUAUCACUGCUCACAGUGUGGGAAGAGUUUUACUCAUCAGAGUGAUCUCCAAAAACACCAGCGCAUUCACACAGGAGAGAAGCCGUUUCACUGCUCACAGUGUGGAAAGAGUUUUACUCAGCAGAGUAAUCUCCGACGACACCAGCGCAUUCACACAGGAGAGAAGCCGUAUCACUGCUCACAGUGUGGGAAGAGUUUUACUAGUCAGAGUCAUCUCCGACUACACCAGCGCAUUCACACAGGAGAGAAGCCGUUUCACUGCUCACAGUGUGGGAAGAGUUUUACUCAUCAGAGUGCUCUCCGACGACACCAGCGCAUUCACACAGGAGAGAAGCCGUAUCACUGCUCACAGUGUGGGAAGAGUUUUACUCAGCAGAGUGAUCUCCAAAUACACCUGCGCAUUCACACAGGAGAGAAGCCGUUUCACUGCUCACAGUGUGGAAAGAGUUUUACUCAGCAGAGUCACUUCCAAAUACACCAGCGCAUUCACACAGGAGAGAAGCCGUAUCACUGCUCACAGUGUGGGAAGAGUUUUACUCAGCAGAGUCACUUCCAAAUACACCAGCACACUCACACAGGAGAGAAGCCGUAUCACUGCUCACAGUGUGGGAAGAGUUUUACUUAUCAGAGUCAUCUCCAACAACACCAGCGCAUUCACACAGGAGAGAAGCUGUUUCACUGCUCACAGUGUGGGAAGAGUUUUACUCAGCAGAGUGAUCUCCAAAAACACCAGCGCAUUCACACAGGAGAGAAGCCGUUUCACUGCUCACAGUGUGGAAAGAGUUUUACUCAGCAGAGUCACUUCCAAAAACACCAGCGCAUUCACACAGGAGAGAAGCCGUAUCACUGCUCACAGUGUGGGAAGAGUUUUACUCAGCAGAGUCACUUCCAAAUACACCAGCGCAUUCACACAGGAGAGAAGCCGUAUCACUGCUUACAGUGUGGGAAGAGUUUUACUAGUCAGAGUCAUCUCCAAACACACCAGCGCAUUCACACAGGAGAGAAACCGUAUCACUGCUCACAGUGUGGGAAGAGUUUUACUAGUCAGAGUUAUCUCCGACUACACCAGCGCAUUCACACAGGAGAGAAGCCGUAUCACUGCUCACAGUGUGGGAAGAGUUUUACUCAUCAGAGUGCUCUCCGAUUACACCAGCGCAUUCACACAGGAGAGAAGCCGUAUCACUGCUCACAGUGUGGGAGGAGUUUUACUAGUCAGAGUUAUCUCCGACUACACCAGCGCAUUCACACAGGAGAGAAGCCGUAUCACUGCUCACAGUGUGGGAAGAGUUUUACUCAUCAGAGUGCUCUCCGACUACACCAGCGCAUUCACACAGAAGAGAAGCCGUAUCACUGCUCACAGUGUGGGAAGAGUUUUACUCAGCAGAGUGCUCUCCGACUACACCAGCGCAUUCACACAGGAGAGAAGCCGUAUCACUGCUCACAGUGUGGGAAGAGUUUUACUCAGCAGAGUGCUCUCCAACAACACCAGCACAUUCACACAGGAGAGAAGCCGUAUCACUGCUCACAGUGUGGGAAGAGUUUUACUAGUCAGAGUUAUCUCCGACUACACCAGCGCAUUCACACAGGAGAGAAGCCGUAUCACUGCUCACAGUGUGGGAAGAGUUUUACUAGUCAGAGUUAUCUCCGACUACACCAGCGCAUUCACACAGGAGAGAAGCCGUUUCACUGCUCACAGUGUGGGAAGAGUUUUACUCGUCAGAGUGCUCUCCAACAACACCAGCGCAUUCACACAGGAGAGAAGCCGUAUCACUGCUCACAGUGUGGGAAGAGUUUUACUCAGCAGAGUCAUCUCCAACAACACCAGCGCAUUCACACAGGAGAGAAGCCAUAUCACUGCUCACAGUGUGGGAAGACUUUUACUCAUCAGAGUGCUCUCCAAACACACCAGCGCAUUCACACAGGAGAGAAGCUGUAUCACUGCUCACAGUGUGGGAAGAGUUUUACUCAUCAGAGUGCUCUCCAAACACACCAGCGCAUUCACACAGGAGAGAAGCCGUUUCACUGCUCACAGUGUGGGAAGAGUUUUACUCGGCAGAGUGCUCUCCAAACACACCAGCACAUUCACACAGGAGAGAAGCCGUUUCACUGCUCACAGUGUGGGAAGAGUUUUACUCAGCAGAGUCAUCUCCAACAACACCAGCGCAUUCACACAGGAGAGAAGCUAUAUCACUGCUCGCAGUGUGGGAAGAGUUUUACUCAUCAGAGUGAUCUCCGACUACACCAGCGCAUUCACACAGGAGAGAAGCCGUAUCACUGCUCACAGUGUGGGAAGAGUUUUACUCAGCAGAGUCAUCUCCAACAACACCAGCACAUUCACACAGGAGAGAAGCCGUUUCACUGCUCACAGUGUGGGAAGAGUUUUACUCAGCAGAGUGCUCUCCAAACACACCAGCGCAUUCACACAGGAGAGAAGCCGUAUCACUGCUCACAGUGUGGGAAGAGUUUUACUCAGCAUAGUGAUCUCCGACUACACCAGCGCAUUCACACAGGAGAGAAGCCGUAUCACUGCUCACAGUGUGGGAAGAGUUUUACUCAGCAGAGUCAUCUCCAACAACACCAGCGCAUUCACACAGGAUAGAAGCCGUAUCACUGCUCACAGUGUGGAAAGAUGUUUGCUUGUUUAGUUACAUUUAAGACCUUCAAGUGCACUAACUCAGAGAUACUGCAUGAUUUAAAGUUGUCAAAUUAAAUAUGGUUGUUACAGUUUUGACUGAAAAUGACCUGUACUUUGAACUUUAUUGUUCAUGUUACACUGGUCAACAAUUUUUCAGAAGUUGUCUGCUUCAGAGAUGAAGUUGGCUAUUAUGAAAUUUGGUGUGUUGAAUUAGAAGUGACAGUUAAUAAGCUGAUUGGCUGUGGCUUCCAAGAUAUUUAAGAUUUUAAAUUUUAUACUUAUGUACAUUGUAUAGAUCGUAAUGUUUUAAAUAUAAAUUGUAAAACUAGGUCUCGUG